This is a messenger RNA of Funneliformis caledonium, 331 nucleotides long. The record is from the annotation of a GenBank genome assembly. NCBI's taxonomy places the organism in Eukaryota, Fungi, Glomeromycota, Glomeromycetes, Glomerales, Glomeraceae.
AUGUCUGAUGAAUUGUUUAAUAAAGAUCAACUCGAAGUAUUGGAAGAUAAAGAGAAAGAUGAUAAAGGCAGUCAAAACAGUCAUAUAAUAUAUGACGAACUAUUUAAUGAGGAUCAACUUGAAGUAUUAGAAGAUAAAGAAGAUGAUAAUGAAGUAAUUCAUCAAGGAAAUCGUCAUGUCUACUUUUCACUCAAGCCUCCAACUAAUGUUUCAGAUAUUCAGUAUAAUCCCAAAAACCUUCCAUUACGAAAACAUAAAAAUUAUAUACAAGAUGUUACAACUAUAGAAAAUAUGAAUGGAUCAUCACGUAAACGCAAAAUGCGAGCGAAAG